AUGGAGGAGCCGAUGUCGUGGGGCAACAACUCCGGCUGCAAGUUCCUGGAUAAGCCUUGUUCGGAGAAAACUCCCACCACUUACCCCGACAUGUUCUGCAAUAAAAAUGAUGAGUUGUCGAUUCGCUGCAUGUCCAACCGUCAAGCCAUCGGGGUAUGUACUGUCGAUGCUUCUCUAGCCAGCAGUGGCGAAAAGGAGACCUGCAGCUUUGUUUCAACGGCUGGUGGUGAACCACAAUCGUUUUGCGCAGUGAAAGGGACCGACAUUCUACCGGGAACCCUUCAUGGAAAGGGCUCGUGGUGCCUGGAUGCGGAAUCCCUGCAAGUGGAGGCUGGCGACAGCAGUGGCUAUGCGAGCGUCGGGGGUGUGUGUGCGCAGGUGCAGUGCGCGGAGGGCAAGGCGAAGGUGAAGUACCUCGGCGGGAGUGGUUUUGAGCUGUGCCCCAAGGGCGGCGAAAUCCAAGUGACGGCGUUGGAGCACUUCAAGGACGGCGGCAAGAUCAAGUGCCCCCGGUACGAGGAGGUGUGCACCGUCGCCGCCAACGGCAGCGGGCUUAUCUUCGAAUGGGGGGAGGUGGAGCUCCAGCGUGCGAGCACGGGCUCUCCGCACACUUCGUCUAACGGUGGCCUGCCCCGUGGGCGCGAAAUGCUUACGCUUACGUCACGGGCAGUGCGGCGGCCGCCGUUGGCUUCAGUUCCUUUGCGUUUCUUCUUGUGA
Trypanosoma rangeli is the source of this 717-nucleotide messenger RNA. Its product is annotated as surface protease GP63. Gene Ontology annotation, molecular function: metalloendopeptidase activity. The coding region runs from base 1 to 717 and encodes 238 amino acids. Lineage: Eukaryota; Euglenozoa; Kinetoplastea; Trypanosomatida; Trypanosomatidae. The record is from RefSeq and is a predicted model, not a curated record. Gene Ontology annotation, cellular component: membrane. The transcript has a single exon. Gene Ontology annotation, biological process: proteolysis; cell adhesion.